AUGGAAAAAUUAAGACAAUAUUUAAAUAAACCCUAUAAAAAAAAUUCUUUAAAAGAGAUUUACGAUUUUUUAUUAGAGGAAGAAAAGAAUAUUAUGUACUACUAUAAUGAAGCAUCUAAAAUUUUUAAUUUGAAUUUAAAUGACAAAAAUCAGAAUGGAAUAGCUUUCAAUGAUUUAAUAAAUAAAGAAAGUACUGCAAAUAAUUUAUUCUCUCUUUAUGAAAUCCUUAUGAAAUUAAUUGGAGGUUUAUUAAUUAAGAAACAAUUAUUCAUGAUUAUGGAAAUGCGUAAAUCAUUAUUAAGUAUGAAUUCAUCGAAGGCAAGGAGAUAUAUUUCACAUGGAACAAGACAAAUUUUAAGAAAGGAAUACCAAUUAAAUUUACUUUCUCAAAUAGAAAAAGAAAAAUAUGAUAUAAAACGUAUUCAAGUAUCAAAUUCUUUAGUAGAUAAAAUAAAUGGAAUUAUACCAAUUUUAUAUUUCAUUUGUAAUGUAAAAAGUAAAGAUAAAGAUAGAACUAAUCUUAAUAAUAAAAAAAGGGAUAAUACGGAAAAUGUUUUGCUUGCACUAUAUUAUGCCAACCAAAGGCUUUUCGAAGUUACUGAAAAUGAAAUAAAAUAA
Plasmodium relictum is the source of this 618-nucleotide messenger RNA. RefSeq names its product fam-j protein. The transcript has 2 exons. The record is from RefSeq and is a predicted model, not a curated record. NCBI's taxonomy places the organism in Eukaryota, Apicomplexa, Aconoidasida, Haemosporida, Plasmodiidae. Bases 1 to 618 code for a protein of 205 amino acids.